CCCAAACCCGGUUUUCGGGGAUGCUUUUUUCAGGUUAUAUAUAUAUGAUGGUGCCAACUCGCGACUGUCUAGCAGGGAUGAGACAAAUGAAUUUCCUAGCUUCAAUGGAUAGGAGUUCCCCUCCUCUGGCUUCCUUUGUCUUUGUCUUCCUCGUUCCCUCAGAGUUGUCCAUCCCCACGAGAGACAGCUUACUUCCCUUGCCAAGUAAUCAUCUCCAACCAUCUGUGCAAAAUCUCGAGACUAGUUCAUCCCGAAUAUUAUUAUUAUAUAUAAUCCAAAGAAACCCCUACACCCACCCCAUCUCCCCCAAUGCGACUCCUCCACCCCCUCCUCCUCCCCCUCUCCUCCUUCCUCCUCCCCACCGCCCACGCCUCCCCCAAAACAGUAACCAUAACCACCGCGCCGCCCAUCCCCUCCUCAUCCCCCGAGUUCGUGACCGAGUCGCUCUUCACCUCCGCCAUCCUAAACAGCACCAACUUCUUCCGCGCCGAGCACAACGCCUCGGCGGUGACCUACAACGCGACGCUAGAGCGCUUCGCACAGCGCUACCUCGACUCCUCCGAUAACGGGCGCGACUGCAAGCUCGCGCACAGCGGCGGGCCGUACGGCGAGAACCUCGCGCUGGGCUGCUCGGACGCGCAGGGGUGCGUGCGCCUGUGGGCGGCCGAGCGCGACGAGUACGACUUCCGGAAGCCGCAGUUCGGCGAGGCGACGGGCCACUUCACGCAGCUGGUGUGGAAGAACACGUCGGCCGUCGGAUGCGGGAGGAGGCUGUGUGGCGCCAAGGGGUGGUACCUCGCCUGCGAGUACUGGCCGCGCGGGAACGUGGUUGGCGAGUUUGGGGAGGAGGUCGGGAAGCAGGUUAAUGGGACGGGGAGCGCAGGGGUGAGGCCUGCGGUCGGGGUUUGUGUUUUGUGGGUUGGGUUGGUUGUGCUGGGGACGGGGGGUUUCUUGUGGUGAAUGGGGAUGGAGGAACAGCACUGCUAAGCGGAUCGAGACAUCCGGCAUCUCUACACCUGCAAGGCAUCAACUCCAAGUGGCUCGAGGGUAAAGAGGGGCUGGAGGUGUGUUGUGGGGACCAAGAUGGGCAAUUUCAGGUUCAACACUGAGCAGAGAUGUCCCUCCGAGUUU
Molecule: messenger RNA, 1131 nt
Organism: Phialemonium atrogriseum
Lineage: Eukaryota; Fungi; Ascomycota; Sordariomycetes; Cephalothecales; Cephalothecaceae
Product: CAP domain-containing protein
Exons: 1
Coding region: 310-960 (216 amino acids)
Cellular component (GO): extracellular region
Source: RefSeq, a predicted model, not a curated record